GUAUAUUUUAUUUUUGAUUUUCCUGUUUAUAAAACAAAAACGAAACCAUAAUCCACACCAGCAAAGGAAAUUCAUGUUUUUUUUGGAGGACACAUCUUACAAAAUAAAACCCUAAACCCCUUUUUAAAUCUGAAUCAUUCUCUGCCCCGCCCAGUUACAUCUUAACAUCGUUUUUCAAGAACAUUUUCAUUUUCAUGGCUGGCGAUCCAAUAACAUGAGCGACUGUACUAGCCCACUUUCUUUCUCUCGAACUACCUCUAAUCUCCCCAGCCAAAAUGACCUCCUCUGCCCAACACUUCCUCAGAACGCCACUUUCCCACAUGUUAUCUGCAAGACUACUCUGUGGUUUUCACAGGAUUCAAUCCCCACACAUAGCCAUAUUACGUUCCAUAUCAACAACACUCGAUACCAAUGAGGCAGCUGGAGCUGCUCAGAUCGUAUUGCAAUCGACGGAAGAUGUGCAAGUCUCAGAAGCUGAAGCGGGUCUCUCAGAAAUUCACGUGGAUGUUUCAGAUAUGCAGGGAGGUCUGACCGAAAGAGUAGUAAAAGAGACAGGCAGGGAAUCGACAAUGGAGACAGACAUCGUCGGCAAGCGCAAACGUAUUAAGAGAGGUAAGCCUCAAAUUCUUGAAAGCCCAGUCGAAACUCUUUGCAAAAUCAUGCAUAGUGGUCCCUGGAGCCCUAGGUUACAAACAAAAAUGUGGAAGGCAGCCCCGACUUUAAGCCAUAAUACAGUCAUGGGUGUUUUGGGUAAGGCCAAAACAUCAAAACUUGCCAUUCGGUUUUUCAGAUGGGCUGAGAGAAACGGGUUCAAACAUGAUAGUUGGACCUAUUUUAAGAUGCUUGAAAUCUUUGGCAGGGCUAAAAAAAUCUGUGCUGCCAGAACCCUCCUGUUUCAGAUGCCUGAGAAGGGGGUUCAGAUGAGAGAUGAUGUUUUUAAUAGCCUUAUUAAGUCCUAUGGCAAGAGUGGAAUUGCGAUGGAGUCUGUUAAGAUGUUUAAGACAAUGAGGGAAAUGGGUGUAAAGCCCACUGUUCUGACAUACAAUAAUUUUUUCUUUGCUUUGAUUAGAAGUGGUAGGACUGACAUGGCCAAGAGGUAUUAUAAUAAGAUGUCGGAGGAUGGUCUGAAGCCUGAUGUUUUUACUUUUAAUAUUCUUAUUAGGGGUUUUUGCCUGAAGGGGAAGUUUGGUUCUGCUCAAAGAUUUUUGAAUGAUAUGAUCAGCUCCGGCAUUAGUCCUACGGUAGUGACAUAUAAUACUCUUCUGGAUGGAUUUUGUAGGGCAGGGAAAUUGGAUGAUGCCCUGAAUGUGGUGAAUGAAAUGAAGGAAAAGGAUAUUUCUCCUGAUGUGGUUACAUAUACAACUUUGAUCAAAGGAUUUUGUAAUGAUAACUCUGUAGACAAAGCCUUAGAGUAUUUUAAGGAGAUGGUCAGCAAAGGAGUGAGUGCCGAUGAGAUUACAUAUAUUACUUUGGUUCCUUGCCUGUGCGAGGCGAAAAGGUUGAAAGAGGCACAAAGACUCUUAAAUGACAUGGUGCAACGUGACAUGAAACCCAGUGCUUCGAUGUUUCAUGCUUUGAUAAGUGGUCAGUGCGAGACAGGCAAUUUGAAAGGGGCAGUGGAGACUUUUGAUCAUAUGUCCCAGUUAAGCGUUUUGGCUGAUUAUGCAACCUAUAAUGUGCUGAUUAUUGGCCUUUUUAAGAGAGGAAGAUUUGAUAAAUCGAUUAAGAUCUUGGAUGAUCUUUUGCAGAAGGGUGUUUUACCUGAUCCUGAAAAAGUUAGCUCUGAGUUCAUAGCGUAUGGUCCUAUGCUCAAACAUCUUUGUGAAAAAGGUAAAACUCAGAAAUCAGAAGAGCUUUUUAGAAAGUUGCUUAAAAGGGGAGAUCCUGAUUCUUCAAUCUUCGAAAAUAUUAUCCUUGGUCAUUGCCAGGAGGGCACACCUGAGGCAGGUUUUGAGCUUCUCAAAAUAAUGGUAAGGAAAAGCCUUGCUGCAAGUGCUGAUAUAUACAAUGGUUUGAUAGAAAGCUAUCUGCAGAAGGGGCAGCCUCCAGAAGCAAGAAGUGUUUUAGAUAAGAUGAUUGAAAGUGGUCACUUGCCUAGUGCUUCUCUAUUCCGCGCUGUCAUUGAAAGUCUCUUUUCAGAUGGUAGAUUUCAGACUGCAAGCAGGGUUAUGAAAACUAUGUUGGAGAAGGAUGUGAAAGAGAAUUUGGAUCUAAUGCCCAUGAUUUUGGGAGUUCUACUUGACCGUGGACACAUGGAAGAAGUCUUAGAUCGCCUUAAUUUGAUGUUUGAAAAGGAUUGCAUUCCUGAUUUUAAUAAACAAAUAGAUGAACUUUGUAAGAAUGGGAAAUCAUCCACGGCUCAGAGAUUGCUAGUAUUUGUUAUGUUCAAGAAAUGUAAUAUAAGUACUGCAACUUAUGAUACUGCUAUCAAUGCUCUUUGCAGUGAUGGCAAACUCGAUGAUGCUGUUCAUCUCUUACGUGGAAUUGUAAAAAAAGGUGGACCACUUAAUCUGAGCUGUUAUGAUACCUUGGUUAGCAGCCUUAAAGAAAAAGGCAAAACAGAAGAUGCAAAAUAUGUUAGAAGGGUUACGGGCAAGAGUGGUGCAGGCAAGAGCUGAAAGCACUGAUGACUAGAUUACAUAAAUUGUAGAAUCACAAGUGUGAUUAGUACUAAUCAUCAGAGGAAAUUGAAUCAGAAUUUUGACUUGGUCUCUUUUCAAGAGAAUCUGUAGAUGCCAUUGCAGGAGAUUGUGGAACAAUAUUCAUUUUUCUUGA
This is a messenger RNA of Cryptomeria japonica (Japanese cedar), 2775 nucleotides long. RefSeq names its product large ribosomal subunit protein mL102 (rPPR5). The transcript has a single exon. The coding region runs from base 276 to 2618 and encodes 780 amino acids. Lineage: Eukaryota; Viridiplantae; Streptophyta; Pinopsida; Cupressales; Cupressaceae. Gene Ontology annotation, molecular function: protein binding. The record is from RefSeq and is a predicted model, not a curated record.